This is a messenger RNA of Drosophila subpulchrella, 3165 nucleotides long. RefSeq names its product F-box/LRR-repeat protein 14 (gene Ppa). Gene Ontology annotation, cellular component: SCF ubiquitin ligase complex. The transcript has a single exon. The coding region runs from base 326 to 1972 and encodes 548 amino acids. Gene Ontology annotation, biological process: SCF-dependent proteasomal ubiquitin-dependent protein catabolic process. Lineage: Eukaryota; Metazoa; Arthropoda; Insecta; Diptera; Drosophilidae. The record is from RefSeq and is a predicted model, not a curated record. Gene Ontology annotation, molecular function: protein binding.
UUGCGAGUUAAGUUUUUCAUUGUCGUCCGGUUCGCGCACAUCGCUUCUGUCUCGGCCGCAAGAACGCAGAAUAACACAGAGACCCUCUGGGACUUGGGACUAUCGACUAUACCGACACUACAACUAACCACCAUCAUCCACGACACGACGCAGUGCUCUCGAGUUACAGUGCAGCGCGCCGCGAGUGAACCACAGUGAACCCCCACUAGUCUUCAGCCCAGCAUACAAACAGUAAAAUGCAGCUUAUAUAGGGAAACUAUAGCCAGAGUAGAUCCAAAGUAGCAGUCAAGAGCAAAAGCCAAGUGUAAAAAUCCAAGCGCAGGAGAUGGCUACCAACACGGAACUGCUGCCCUUCCAUCAUCAGACGAUCGCGGUGUUGAACAACUUGAAUAGCCACUGUGGCGGCUCAGGGAGCAAUGGAGCGGCCACCAGUGGCGGAGCGCCAGGAGCGGCGAUUGGCGGUGGAGCAGGAGGCGGCGGCGGCGGAGGAGGAGGAGCGCCCAGCUGGGCCACCAUGGAUGAACUCUACCAACAGACUGAGCUGCCCGGAUUGACGCGAACCGGGGCCACCACCACCCACCACCACCUGCUGCGCUUCACGCCCUACGCCCUGCACCACCGACCGCCGCACCACCAACUGCAGACCCUGCCCCCCGCGCUGUACUUGCAGCAUGCCGCAGCAGCGGCGGCGGCAGCAGCAGCAGCAGCCGCCCACGCACAGCACCACCAUCAUCAUCAUCACCACCUACCGCACAGGCCCGCCUCGCCGGAGAGUCCGCCGCCGGUGGAGGGCACCCACAUCAGCAAUCUGUUCCCCGAGCUCCUCGAGCAGAUCUUCGAGCACCUGCCGGUGAGGGAUUUGGGCCGGGCGGCCCAGGUCUGCACCGCUUGGCGGGAUGCGGCCUAUGCGAAGAGCGUGUGGAAGGGCGUCGAGGCCAAGUUGCACCUGAAGCGCUCCAGCCCGAGUCUCUUCAAUUGCCUGGUAAAGCGGGGCAUCAAGAAGGUGCAGAUCCUCUCGCUGCGCCGCUCACUCAAGGAUCUCGUCCUGGGCGUGCCGGCUCUGACCUCCCUGAACCUCAGCGGCUGCUUCAAUGUGGCGGAUAUGAAUCUGGGCCAUGCCUUCAGCGUGGACCUGCCCAAUCUCAAGACCCUUGACCUCUCGCUGUGCAAACAGAUCACGGACACGAGUCUGGGCCGGAUUGCCCAGCAUCUGAGGAAUCUGGAGACCCUGGAACUGGGCGGCUGUUGCAACAUCACGAACACAGGACUGCUGCUGAUUGCGUGGGGCCUGAAGAAGCUGAAGCAUCUGAAUCUGCGAUCCUGCUGGCACAUCAGCGAUCAGGGCAUAGGUCACCUGGCCGGCUUCUCGAGGGAAACGGCCGAAGGCAACCUGCAGUUGGAGUAUCUGGGGCUGCAGGAUUGCCAGCGGCUGAGCGACGAGGCUUUGGGUCACAUUGCCCAGGGUCUGACCUCACUGAAGUCGAUCAACCUGAGCUUCUGCGUCUCGGUCACGGACAGCGGACUGAAGCACCUGGCCCGCAUGCCCAAGCUGGAGCAACUGAAUCUGCGCUCCUGCGACAACAUCUCGGACAUUGGAAUGGCCUACCUCACCGAGGGCGGCAGCGGGAUCAAUUCGCUGGACGUGAGCUUCUGCGACAAGAUCAGCGAUCAGGCCCUGACGCACAUAGCCCAGGGUCUCUACAGGCUGAGAUCCCUGUCCCUCAACCAGUGCCAGAUCACCGAUCACGGGAUGCUGAAGAUCGCCAAGGCGCUGCACGAGCUGGAGAACCUCAAUAUCGGUCAGUGCAGCCGGAUCACGGACAAGGGCCUGCAAACACUGGCCGAGGAUCUGACCAAUCUCAAGACCAUCGAUCUCUACGGCUGCACGCAACUCAGCUCCAAGGGCAUCGACAUCAUCAUGAAGCUGCCCAAGCUGCAGAAGCUCAACCUGGGCCUCUGGCUGGUCAGGUGAUGCGUCCACCACGAUUGCAACGCCUGUGCGGCGGAGGAGGCCGCUCGCGGCUCUUUUAAUUCCCAACCAUAGAUUCCGUGUGGGAAAGAGAGGGCAGUAGAUCGGUUGAUCGGUAGAUCGGCAGGCGGGGCAGGAGCAGCGGGGAAAGAAGCAGACAAGAUACACUGAGAACUCAUAGCUUUCGUUUGCCAUACCACACGCUGUACUACAUUUUUUUCGUACGAAUCGAGAAACGAGCAGAGAGGCACAGAAAAACACGGCAACAACAAAAAGCAAACAAUGAGGCACACACUCAAGCACACACACACUAACACACACGCAAGCGGGCAAGGCGAGCGGGCGGAGUUGGGGCAAGAGGGUCAGAGACAGACGGCUUCGGGGGGAGAGUGCUGCAAGCUCAGCUUGUUUUUAGCUAGCAAAAGUUUAGAAUCAGAAAUAACAUAGCAAGGCAUUUUUAGUAAUGACAGCUCAUAUAGACCUUUUAACACGACCCGAGUUUUUGAUUCCAUAUUUUGUUUCACAUAGAUGCUGUAAACACCAUGGUAAGGUGUUGAACCAUCAUUUUUAAAACCCGUUCAAUCAUAUUUUGACCAUUUUCUAUUAAAACUCAGCUGAAAACUCAGCUUGUGUUAAAAGAAUCUAAGCAGAUAAUUCAGUUUUCCUUAAAAAGACUGUUCUUAAAUUUCAAAUUUUUCAAUUGAGCGACUUCCCGCUAGAUCUAGCUAGUUUCCGGCCAGGGACCAGGCAGCACUCUUCAUGGAGCUCGCUCUGCUGCGUUGUGUUUUGUUGUGCUGUGCUCCUAGGGGGCCAGAGCGAGAGGGGAGAUGCCGCUGGCGUCGGCUUACACGCACGCAGCGAUAAAAAAAAAACAAAAAAGAGAGAAAAAGAAACAGCGGACAACAACAACUGCAGCUAUGGCCGACAGCAACAAAGUGCAUGGCGAUGGAGACGCGCGAUAAGCAGCAGGAGAGAGGGGUAGUGGCGGGGGGAGAGCCAGGAGAGUGGGCAGCACACAUACAGACCCGGGCACGCAUGUGUGUGUGUGCAAUGCAGGCCGCAGUUAAGCAGAUGCAAAUAAAUUUAAAUAGUUUAUUUUAAUUCACGCUUCGGCUACAAAAGCCAGCGUCCUCCAUUGCCACAGCAACAACAACUACAACAGCAGCGAGAAUAACUACGAUAAAAACAACAAAGCA